Molecule: messenger RNA, 1350 nt
Organism: Cryptotermes secundus
Lineage: Eukaryota; Metazoa; Arthropoda; Insecta; Blattodea; Kalotermitidae
Exons: 2
Coding region: 189-995 (268 amino acids)
Cellular component (GO): extracellular region
Molecular function (GO): chitin binding
Source: RefSeq, a predicted model, not a curated record
AGUAAAUGGAAUGAAAUAUGGAGUUGUGAAAAGUUUAGGGGAAACUUCACUUAAUGCCGGAUAUUUCUAAUUUCAUAAGUGAGUAAGGUGUGGGAUAGUGUGCCUAAUUACUCAUACUUGGAAUGUGACUUGAUAUAUCAACGAAAAGAUCGUUUUUCAAGUGAUUAUCAGUGCAACAUUAUGUCAGCAUGACGCCGCUUCCCGGUAUUGUCCAGUGCGAUCCAGCCACUGCAUCAUUUUUGCACAGUAUGAAGGUGCACGCUGAGGUCGCAGAAGAUUUCCCCAGUGCUCUUGUGCCCUUGGUUUCUGCUCUCGCCGAUUCUGCCCGAACUGAUGAGCAUUGCACUGCAACUGGGCCCGUCUGCUACAGUUGCAACAGAGCACCGAUUUGCUUCUAUCUCUCCGAAGGAAAAUACCUUUCAUUAGGGUCCUACAACUGCGCCGCACAAAAUCCAGCACAGCCUUACUGUAACAGUGGUGUAUGUAACUCCACGAAGGGCAAAGAAUGCCCACAGGAAUUCCAGUGCACCGGAGAGGGGUACUUUCCCGAUCCUGACGACUGCAGUACGUUCCACUCGUGUGACGCCAGCCUGAAAGCCACUACCUACACUUGUCCCGCCAGCUAUGUGUACCUGCACGCGAACCACACCUGCGUUCGCAAGAAGGUCUCGGCCGACUGUGCGACCAUCAAGUGUUCAUACGCGCGUCCAAUCGAGUAUGUCGUCUAUCCCAAGGAUCCUUCCAUCUAUGGCAUCUGUGUACGCGACCAGCCAACGGCAGUUGUCAAAUGCAGUGGGGGACAAAAGUUCGAUACCAAAACAUCGAAGUGUAAGAGAGCGUGUAAGGAAGAAGGCGUAUUUGCAGCCGACGGUUGCAGGAAAUUCUACGAGUGUGUUCGCGUCGGUUCAAAUAAGUAUAAUGUUGUGGAAAGGGAAUGCCCUGUGGACAAGCUUUUCAAUGCCACUUUAAAGGUCUGUGCAGUUGGAAGUUGUUAACGGCUAUUAAGGAGAAGGAUCCCCACUUAGCAACAGUAGUUCAUAGUUCUGUAGACGCACUAGCAUAAUUUCUGUUUUUCUCCACACAAUUUGCAAUAAACAAUUUUGAGGUACGUUCUCUUACUUUGAUCAUUUAGAGCUGCAAAUUCUCCUCUGUAUUGUCUUAGAAUGUCAUGACCUGUGUACACUAAUGCGUACAGUUUUGUUUCCGAAACGUCCCUAUAUUUUCAUUUGCUUAGAUACGACGUUGAUUUCAAUUUAUAACAUUUUUCCUUCCGUAUGAAAUAUAUGUUGACGUGAUACAGUUGUCAGUCCGCAGUGGUUCCGUGUGUGACGUUUUAGGAGACAUCUCCCU